AUUGUGUAGUGAGCACUCCUAAAAGCCACCAGUGCAUCUGCUGUUGGGCCAAGAGGUUUUUUUUGGCUUUGUUUUUGUUUUAAUCUCGGGGACAUACCUCGUUUUUGGUGAACUGCACGUUUGCGCGAACCGUUACAUCGCUUUGACGCAGGAGAUGCUGAGCAGAAAGCUCGAGCAUUAAGCGGGACGUAACUUCCUGCCGAAUCGCACAUAGGACUCGUUAUUUCUGGACGGAUAUGGAGGAGGAAUUCAGCACAUAAGUAGCCGAUUUAAUGAGAGAUGCUCCAAGAAAAGGCUUCAGCUGUGGUUGAUGAAUGUGUGACUGUGGCAGAGUCUGGUGAACUUGCUAAUGACUCACAUUCACAUCUGGGCUUACCUGUGGCCCCAAGCAUCCACCACAACAAUGAAGUCGACCAGAACAUUGAGAACAUCAAAGUAGUUCUUCAUGAGAGGGAACUUUGGAAAAGGUUCCAUGAGGCAGGAACAGAGAUGAUCAUCACUAAAGCAGGCAGGCGGAUGUUCCCUAGCUACAAAGUAAAAGUCACAGGGAUGAAUCCAAAAACAAAGUACAUCCUCCUAAUCGAUAUUGUUCCAGCUGAUGAUCAUCGUUACAAGUUCUGCGAUAACAAGUGGAUGGUGGCUGGAAAAGCAGAACCAGCCAUGCCUGGGCGGCUCUACGUCCACCCUGACUCUCCUGCAACAGGAGCUCAUUGGAUGAGGCAGCUGGUCUCGUUUCAGAAGCUAAAAUUAACAAAUAACCACCUGGAUCCUUUUGGACAUAUCAUACUGAACUCUAUGCACAAAUACCAGCCAAGGUUGCACAUCGUCAAAGCUGAUGAGAACAACGCCUUUGGUUCUAAGAACACGGCCUACUGCACCCAUGUGUUUCAUGAAACCUCAUUUAUCUCUGUGACAUCCUAUCAAAACCAUAAGAUUACCCAGCUGAAGAUCGAAAAUAAUCCCUUUGCCAAAGGUUUUCGUGGUAGUGAUGAAGGAGACCUCCGAGUGUCCAGACUACAAGGGAAAGACUACCCAGUGAUUUCCAAAAACAUGGCACGGCAACGGCUCAUCACAUCACAUACCCAUCUGGCUGGAAAGUUAGGUGCAGGGGUAUUGAGUGGUCAUUCGCAGGUCCACUCUCAUUAUCAGUAUGAUGGUGGCGUUGCCUUGUCCAGUUCUGACCCUCAGGAUCCUCUAUCCAACCCAUUUCCUUCUGGCAGAGAGUCCAGUCUGCUUUACCAUUGCUUCAAGCAUAGAGAUAACAACAGGCAUUUAGAGCAUGGCUGCAAGCGGCCCUACCUUGACACAGCACCCUCAGCAGUUUCAGAGGACCACUACUUCUGCUCCCCUUCUUCCUAUGAGCCUUCUUUUCUGUCUCACCCCUACUCUGGUGAAGCUUUGGGCUCUAGAGAGGCCUGCAUGUAUGGAAGUAUGGAUGGUGAGGCAGGAGCUGUAAGUGUAGCUAAUUCUGAGGACAUGCCUCCACCCUCUCUGAACUGCAACAUGUGGGCAUCAGUGCAGCCCUAUCCUCGUUAUGGUAUACAGACCGUUGAGGCUGUGCCCUACCAGCCCUUCAGUGCCCACUUAGCGGGCACAGCCACGACUGCCUCCAUCGUCUCUCAUCACUCAGCGUCUAUGCAACGGCCACAGCCUGCACCUCAGGUUCCAGACCUGGUGUCUUUUGGAACACAGCAGACUUUGCCACCUGUACCAUCUUCUUCUUCCUCCUCUUCCUCAUCUGGUGCUUCCUCAUGUGAAAGAUCAGCCCAUCUGCCACUGUACCACAGGAAGCCAGGGUCCCCUCUGAGAGUCCACAGGGAUUUCUCAGCCUACCCGACCCAAAGCCCUGCAUCAUCGAGAGAGUCUGUGUACCAGUAUCAGGGCCUCAGCAGCAUAGGGUCCCACUGGACUGACAGCUAAGAUGAGAUGCACCAGUGUAUUGUUUUGUCUGAUGUUUGCCUGUCACCUUAGAGUCUCACACACUGUCUCUAAGGACCCCAAAGAGAUUAUUUUUCUAUAAAGCCAUAUUCACGAAUUGCAAAGUUAAUAUGCAAGUGACAUACUGAAAUAAUAAGUGCAGGAUUUGUAAAUAUACACCACUGUAAAAAAAAAAAAAAAGACACCAGUCAUACUGUAUUUAAUUGUGUUAUGAAAAUAAAGUAUAAACACAUACACUUUAGACAAUAUACACCAGACAAUAUGAUUGGUUUUACUUUUAAAGUAUUUGGGGAAUAAAAUCUGAAUUAAUAAACAACAAGUAAUACUCCAUAAAGCAAUUUCUCCAUAAACCUCCCUUGGUAUUUGAUCUCCAUUUUUCAAAUGCAUGGCAUUCUGUAUUUUAUAUUUUGUUAUAUAUUAAUGCCAGAAGUUGCAGAUCAUGCAGACAUAUAAGUAAAUGAUCAUAUCUUGCUUUACAGCCUCUGGCAAAUGAUUGGAAACCUAUGAAGGUGUAUACUGCUAGCUUUACUUUAAAAUAACAUUAUCUACAGUAUAUGGACCUACAACAAAAUGGCUUUUAUAUUAUUUAAAAUACUGAUUUCAAACGAUUCAGUGGAAAUUCUACACUUUUGAAGAGUAAUGUGUAGAGCGCAUAAAGCAUUUAUUUGCUCUAUAUCAGUGUCAUAUUUAUUUGUGUAGUAUGUAUGUGUACAAUUACAUUGGAGGUAACCAUGCAUAAGCACUGAACUGAAUGCACGAAGAGACCAUUAAUUAGCUUAAGGAUUUUCAAAAUAUCAGUGCCAAUGGUGAGUUAAAGCACAGAAUUUCUAUUCUAUAAGAUGUCAGGAGACAUAAGGGGUUAAUGAAUUUAACAAUGUGAGAUAUUACAAUAUGUUUUUGGACAGCUGAGAUAUUACAAUAAGUUUUUAGCACAAAGUCAGUUCCACUCUGAGUGGGGUAUCAUCAUUUGGCUUAGAUAACUAUGAAGAUGCUUAGGUAACUAAUAAGAAUUUCCCUUAGAGUCCUAAUUACAGCAAAUAAGAAAAUAAACAAAUAAAUUAAUUUAACCACAGAUUCCAAACCUACUAGAUAGGAUAUGUUCUUUAUCUCACUGAGACUAAAUUCUGUGUACUACAAAUUACUAUGCAAAAAUAUGUUGUGGACUAUAUUUCAUAUUUCAGAAGCACUAGUGAGUCUGUAGCACAAUUCACAAAACUAACAAUUUUCUUGGUUCUUCAUAUGUACUUUGAGCUAAAUAUGUUUAUGUUAAUGUGGCUCUAAAUGAGCUUUAUUCUGAAUCAUGCUCUGAUAUGGGUCCAUACAGAAUUUAAGAUCUGUGUGCUGAGAGCACUGAAUUUUAGUUCUGAUUAUGGCAUUAAACUCAAUCCUACAUCGUACACUUAAAGUAACUGGACAUCAGAGAGGGUCAGAACAACCAGAUGGAGCCUUUAAGAGUGAUCUUUAAGCCAAGAAAAGAGAAGAACAGAGAACUGUUAAGAAGUCCAAGACCAAAGACCCAAAGGACUGAGCCCUUACAAGACUGAAAAUGUAAAACAGCAGGCAAAAGGCCAUAACACAAACUCAAAAAGGAUGAACCAGAUCUUGGUAAGCCUG
Molecule: messenger RNA, 3552 nt
Organism: Tachysurus fulvidraco (yellow catfish)
Lineage: Eukaryota; Metazoa; Chordata; Actinopteri; Siluriformes; Bagridae
Gene: tbx4
Product: T-box transcription factor 4
Exons: 9
Coding region: 280-1920 (546 amino acids)
Biological process (GO): positive regulation of DNA-templated transcription; regulation of transcription by RNA polymerase II; cell fate specification
Cellular component (GO): nucleus
Molecular function (GO): DNA-binding transcription factor activity, RNA polymerase II-specific; RNA polymerase II cis-regulatory region sequence-specific DNA binding
Source: RefSeq, a predicted model, not a curated record